AUGGAACGAAAAAAGAAGCAAAUGAUAGAAAAACUUAAAACUAGUGAAUUUAUAGCUACAGUACAACCGCCAUCAUCAUCUUAUGGUUCAUUUUUGGAACAUUUAUUAUAUAUUAAAUGUUUCAAUAAUGAAUAUCAACCGUUCGUACAAUGUCGAUUGUUCUAUGAGAUAUUAUCAUAUCCCAUAUCAAGUGAAACUUCUACUAUUAGCUAUCAUUUUAAAAAUUGUUUAGAUGAAUCAAAUACACUAAAAAACAAAAAAUCUCUUAAUAGAAUGUGGAUAUGCGAAGAAAAGAUUCAUACUCUACAUCACACCCACAUCGAAGCACGUUUUUAGCUCAUCAGAUCGAGUAUUAGAAAAAAGAAGGCAGUUUUUAAACCUAGAUAUUGUUGAUGAUAUUUUGAUGGUUAGAAAUUUUCGAGAUAUAUAAUGUUGUUUUGUUUUGCUUUAUGGUUGUAACAAAUCGAAAUGAAAUUUAAUAAUAAAUUGAUACGAAAGUUUGGAAUUUUCUUCGGUUUUAAAGAAAACAGGGCAGGGCAGGUUAAAGGUUAUGAAAUAAAUUCACAGGGCAGGGCACGGCAGGAUACGCGAAAAUGUUUGCAGGGCAGGGCAGGGCAGGAUACGCGAAAAAGUUUGCAGGGCAGGGCAGGGUCAGGUUGUCAAAAUCUCAGCAGGGCAGGUUACAGGUUGUGAAAAUAGCGUAACCUGCAGCCUUCUACCGGCAAUUCGAAUUUCUAGUAAAAAUUUUUUUUUCGCGAUUUUUACAUCAUUUGAUAGAAUUUGAGCUUCUGAUCACGAAAAACUA
This is a messenger RNA of Rotaria sordida, 805 nucleotides long. NCBI's taxonomy places the organism in Eukaryota, Metazoa, Rotifera, Eurotatoria, Philodinida, Philodinidae. The record is from the annotation of a GenBank genome assembly.